Messenger RNA from Xiphias gladius (swordfish), 1775 nucleotides. Its product is annotated as amine sulfotransferase-like. NCBI's taxonomy places the organism in Eukaryota, Metazoa, Chordata, Actinopteri, Istiophoriformes, Xiphiidae. Gene Ontology annotation, biological process: sulfation. Gene Ontology annotation, cellular component: cytoplasm. The transcript has 7 exons. The record is from RefSeq and is a predicted model, not a curated record. Gene Ontology annotation, molecular function: sulfotransferase activity. Bases 267 to 1169 code for a protein of 300 amino acids.
GCUAAGGUGAGCUGAGGUGCGGUGAGAACUGGAAGCUCGGUUUGUACUCUUGAGUUUCUUUUUCUCUUAGUGCGUAAAAACGCGCGCUCGACGCGCAUCUCCAGUUUGCAGCAAACGAAAAGAGGUGGGACCUCCGCCCUCCGCAUUUAUAGCAAUAAUCUGGGUUCAUAUGAGGUAUUUCUGGCGGUAGGAGCAAGGGAAGUAUUAAACAGACUGUGGACGUCGUGUCUUUAGCGUCGGACAGAAAAGGGAACAGAGUAGCUAUCAUGGAUUUAAAUGAUGCCAAGACUCAUAACUAUGAACUGGUGCCACACAAAGGCUUCACGUUGAUCAACGGGAUUCAUGAUCCAGAUGAUGUAGACCAGAUUUACAACCUGGAGAUCAGAGACUCUGAUGUGUUUGUCGUCACAUACCCAAAAUCAGGAACCAUCUGGAUGCAGCAGAUUAUGCUGCUCCUUGAGGCAAAGGGAGAUAUGACAGCCAUCAGCAGUAUCAACAACUGCUGCAAUGAUGAACUCAUCCCCUGGAUUGAGCUGAAGGGCAAGAGACAAGCGUUCAUUACGGCCCCAUCACCCAGACUGAGGGUCACCCAUCUGCAGUACCACUUUAUGCCUCCUGCUCUGAGCCAGAAGAAGGGCAAGGUGAUCUACGUGGCAAGAAAUCCCAAAGAUGUCCUUGUAUCUUACUUCUACUUCCAUAAGUUUGCAAACAUAUUAGAAACUCCAAAGGAUUUCAAUGACUUCUUUGAGAAAUUCCUGAGAGGAGAUGUGUUUGGAUGCAGCUGGUUUGAUCACGUUAAGACUUGGUACUCACACAAGGAUGAUAUGAACAUGCUGUUCAUCACUUAUGAAGAAAUGAUUCAAGAUCUGCCGUCUGCAGUGGAGAGGAUCUCCUUGUUCCUGGGUAAAGAGCUGACUGAUGAGCAGCUGGCUAAUGUGGUUAAACACAGCACCUUCAACAACAUGCAGAAGAUCCCUCAAGCCAACUACGAGCAGAUACCAGAUAGCAUGCUCAACCACCACCAGGGAAGAUUCAUGAGGAAAGGCACCAUCGGUGACUGGAAGAAUCACUUCACUGUGGCCCAGAAGGAGAAGUUUGAUGAGGUCCUUUACAAAGAGAUGAAGGACUUUCCUCUGUCUUUUAUCUGGGACUUCAGGGACAUUGAAUGAUCAGUUGUUGGUCUUAUGACUACGCAAAGAAGAAGAUAGUCAGAGUAGCAGCUUCUGUGCUAUACAGAAAAAACAUCCGCUUCUCUUUCCUUCUGCCAAACUAGUGUCUUUGUAUAUUUUAGCCUGUGAGGCUACAUUUCACUUUAUUGCUGUUUCCCAAAGCAGCAGUAAAGUGUAAUGAAAAAAAAGUUACCUUCCCUCCAGGCAACCAUCAAUUUCCAUUCAUUUUAGUGUAUUUUAAAAACGUAUGCAAUUCUGUACUAGGGUCAGAAUAUGUGGACUCUGGCAACUCUGUUGACGUAGUAGAAUUAAUUUUCUUAUGGUCAUUCAAUAGAUAUGCUGUGAUCUCAAUGUAGUAAGCCUUGUUUUGUGGUCAUGCAAAAACAGAACUCCAACCAUGGCCCCACUGUUAAAAUCGAUCUGGAGACAAUCUACAGCUUGUUAAGUCAGGUAAUUCUUCACAGGGAUCAUGUCUGCUUUACUGUUGUCUAAGUUGCAUUAUUAUUCCUCGAAUGCGGUGCAGACUCUUCAAAUCAAUCUUCACUUACAACUGUAUUACCAUGGAACAAUUACUUUGACAAUAUUAAAAUCUUUAAAGCUUUAUGU